Lepus europaeus (European hare) is the source of this 1269-nucleotide messenger RNA. It is a transcript of the gene SYT1, whose product is annotated as synaptotagmin 1. NCBI's taxonomy places the organism in Eukaryota, Metazoa, Chordata, Mammalia, Lagomorpha, Leporidae. Gene Ontology annotation, biological process: regulation of dopamine secretion; cellular response to calcium ion; synaptic vesicle endocytosis. The transcript is spliced from 8 exons. Gene Ontology annotation, cellular component: synaptic vesicle membrane; dense core granule; axon. Gene Ontology annotation, molecular function: calcium ion binding; phosphatidylserine binding; clathrin binding. Bases 1 to 1269 code for a protein of 422 amino acids. The record is from RefSeq and is a predicted model, not a curated record.
AUGGUGAGCGAGAGCCAUCACGAGGCACUGGCAGCCCCGCCAGUCACCACCGUGGCAACUGUUGUACCACAUAAUGCCACAGAACCAGCCAGCCCUGGGGAAGGAAAGGAAGAUGCUUUUUCUAAGCUGAAGGAGAAGUUUAUGAAUGAGCUGCAUAAAAUUCCAUUGCCACCGUGGGCCUUAAUUGCCAUAGCCAUAGUUGCAGUUCUCUUAGUCUUGACCUGCUGCUUUUGUAUCUGUAAGAAAUGUUUGUUCAAAAAGAAAAACAAGAAGAAGGGAAAGGAAAAGGGAGGAAAGAAUGCCAUUAACAUGAAAGAUGUGAAAGACUUAGGGAAGACCAUGAAAGAUCAGGCCCUGAAGGAUGAUGAUGCUGAAACCGGAUUGACCGAUGGGGAAGAAAAAGAAGAACCCAAAGAAGAGGAGAAAUUGGGAAAGCUUCAAUAUUCACUGGAUUAUGAUUUCCAGAACAACCAGCUGCUGGUAGGGAUCAUCCAGGCUGCCGAACUGCCCGCCUUGGACAUGGGGGGCACUUCUGAUCCUUACGUCAAAGUGUUUCUGCUGCCCGAUAAGAAGAAGAAGUUUGAGACAAAGGUCCACCGGAAAACUCUUAACCCUGUCUUCAAUGAGCAGUUUACUUUCAAGGUGCCCUACUCAGAACUGGGUGGCAAAACCCUGGUGAUGGCUGUGUACGAUUUUGAUCGUUUCUCCAAGCAUGACAUCAUCGGGGAGUUUAAAGUCCCCAUGAACACAGUGGAUUUUGGUCACGUAACUGAGGAAUGGCGCGAUCUGCAAAGUGCUGAGAAGGAAGAGCAAGAGAAACUGGGUGAUAUCUGCUUCUCCCUUCGCUAUGUACCGACUGCUGGAAAACUGACUGUUGUCAUCCUCGAGGCCAAGAACCUGAAGAAGAUGGAUGUGGGUGGCUUAUCGGAUCCUUAUGUGAAGAUUCAUCUGAUGCAGAAUGGCAAGAGACUGAAGAAGAAAAAGACAACAAUUAAAAAGAACACACUGAACCCCUACUACAAUGAGUCAUUCAGCUUUGAAGUACCUUUUGAGCAAAUCCAGAAAGUGCAAGUGGUGGUAACUGUUUUGGACUAUGACAAGAUUGGCAAGAACGAUGCCAUCGGCAAAGUGUUUGUGGGCUACAACAGCACUGGUGCGGAGCUGCGACACUGGUCAGACAUGCUGGCCAACCCCAGGCGACCCAUUGCCCAGUGGCACACCCUUCAGGUGGAGGAGGAGGUUGAUGCCAUGCUGGCUGUCAAGAAGUAA